This is a messenger RNA of Panicum virgatum (switchgrass), 2522 nucleotides long. RefSeq names its product protein FAR1-RELATED SEQUENCE 5-like. Gene Ontology annotation, molecular function: zinc ion binding. Lineage: Eukaryota; Viridiplantae; Streptophyta; Magnoliopsida; Poales; Poaceae. The transcript is spliced from 4 exons. The coding region runs from base 1 to 2457 and encodes 818 amino acids. Gene Ontology annotation, biological process: regulation of DNA-templated transcription. The record is from RefSeq and is a predicted model, not a curated record.
AUGGAACCGCCGGCCGCCGGCAACGCGAUGGAGUUGGGAGCUGCGUCUUCGGGAGAAGGCGCCAACUCCGACAGCCUCGUCGCCGCCCAACAGACAUGGAGCCACCCACUUAACAGCGCUGCUCUCGACGCUCCCAUCAUUCAAAGCCGCCCGUCCGCCAUGGAGCUCCUCGCCGCCAUGGAGCGGCCGUCUGCCAUGGAGCCGGCGGCCGGCAGCCACGUGAACUUCGGCGUUGUGGAUGAUCAUGAUGGCAUCAACGUCGACGCCGGAGUUGAAGCCCACCCUGACCGUCCAAGCACACCACAACAUUUGAGUACAGCACCAAAACUUGGAAUGAUCUUUGAUACACUCAAAGAUGUGGAGGAAUUCUACAAGUCGUAUGCACAUGAAGUUGGUUUCUCAGUUCGUGUUGGUCAGCACAAGAAGGGAAAUGAGGAAAUAUUAAUCAAGAGGUAUUAUUGUUCAAGGGAAGGGUAUAGAAAGGAGAACGUACCAAAUGCAAGUGAUGAAUCUGGGAAAAAAAGGAAGACACACAAUGUGAUGGAAACCAGAUGUGGAUGUCAGGCACAUAUUGUUGUCAAGCUUGGCAGUGACAAGAAGUAUAGAAUUAUUUCAAUGGUUGAGGAGCACAGCCAUGGGUUUGUGUCGCCAGAUAAAAGGCAUUUGCUAAGAUCCAACCGGAGAGUCAGUGAGAGGGCUAAGAGUACGUUGUUCAAUUGUCAUAAGGCUAGAAUUGGCACCUCACAGGCAUAUCGACUUCUCCAUGUUAGUGAGGGUGGGUUUGAGAAUGUUGGGUGCACAAAGAGGGAUUUACAAAACUAUUAUCGUGAUCUCCGAAUCAAAAUCAAGGAUGCAGAUGCACAAAUGUUUGUGGCACAACUUGAGCGAAAGAAGGAAGUAAAUCCUGCCUUCUUUUAUGAGUUUAUGGUGGAUGAUGAAGGACGACUUGUUCGUGUAUUUUGGGCAGAUGCUAUAUGCAGGAAAAACUAUAGUGUUUUUGGGGAUGUGGUUUCGGUAGAUGCGACAUAUACCACCAACCACUAUAACAUGAAAUUUGUGCCAUUUACUGGAGUCAACCAUCACUUGCAAAGUGUUUUCCUUGGGGCCGCAUUCUUAGCAGAUGAAAAGAUUGAGUCAUAUGUAUGGUUGUUUGAGACCUUUCUUAAGGCUAUGGGCGGAGUAGCACCUCAUCUAAUCACAACAGAUGAAGAUGCGAGCAUGAAGGCUGCUAUUGCUCAGAUUCUACCAUAUACAGCUCAUAGACUUUGUAUGUGGCAUAUCAUGGAAAAGGUACCUGAGAAGGUCGGGCCCUCUUUAAGAGAAAAUGAAGGGUUUUGGGAAAGACUAAACAAGUGUGUUUGGGGGUCCGAGAAUUCAGAUGAAUUUGUGUCACAAUGGAAUUCUAUCAUGACAGAUUAUGGAUUAAUGGAAAAUGAUUGGUUUUCCUCUAGGUUUAACAUUCGCGAAUCAUGGAUUCCGGUAUACUUUUUGGACAUACCUCUAGCAGGAAUGCUUAGGACAACAUCACGAUCGGAGAGUGCAAAUUCCUUUUUUAACCGUUUCAUUCAUAGGAAGUUGAGCUUUGUUGAGUUCUGGCUAAGGUUUGACACAGCUUUGGAGUGCCAGCGCCAAGAGGAGUUGAAAGCCGACAAUGUAAGUCUUCACACCACUCCUAAAAUGAUGACACCAUGGCCCAUGGAGAAGCAAUGUAGUGUGAUAUAUACACAUGAAGUCUUUAGUAAAUUUCAGGAACAAAUCGUAGUUGCAAGAGACCAUUGCAUUGUUCAAGGUAUUGAAGAGUGUGAAGAUAUAAAAUGUUUCACCAUCAGUAGCCUAUCUGGAAAAGAGCGAGUUGUUCAGAUGAACAAGACAAACAUGUUCGGUAGGUGCUCCUGUAAAUUAUAUGAGUCCUAUGGCAUCCCGUGUCGGCAUAUCAUACAAGUGCUUCGCGCCGAGAAGCAAAAUGAGGUACCAUCGAGUUAUAUUUUGAAGAGAUGGGAGACAAGAUGUAAAAGGGAACUAUUCUAUGAUCAUGAAGGUAACCUACUGGAUGAAAAGCCAAAGGAUCCUAGGGAGGUGGCAAUGCGGAAAAAAAUUUCAGAAUCGCGCAACAAGUUUGAAGACCUUAUCCAAAUGGCCAAGAACACUGAACAAGGGAUGGACUUUUUAUAUUCGAGUUUAUCGAACCUAGUAGAACCUCUCCAGAAGAUCACGCCUGCUACGAGAGUUGAUAAACAGGAUGAAUAUGAAUCUUUCCUGGGUAAUAGAAUUCCAACUGAAGUCGAUAUACAUCCACCAAACGAUAUCAGGUCGAAAGGGAGAUCCAAAAGAAUUAGGAAGAGCAAGGAGCCUAAGACCGGAAGUGGAAGUAAGGGUAAGAAGAAGCGCAAGUGUAGGAAAUGUAAGCAAGUAGCUGAUCAUGAUGCACGCAAUUGCCCAAACAAUGUGGUUGGCUGAUUUUUCAGUUUCCUGUAACCUUAUUGGUGCUAGGUGGAUGGUUUGCCUUUCUUUUAUGUGUUGCU